UCCUCGGACAUCUCUCUCUCUCUCCGUCUCUCUCUUCUGUGCAUCUCUUGUUUGUCAAAGUUCCACAUCUCCUUCUCAUUAUCGAGACAAUGAGGCCUCCAUCAGAUCCAGGGAACUGAGACAAUGCCGAGCACCCCCACCGGAGCGUUUGCUUGUGCAAUAGAGAUGAUAAUGCAAAGGUUCUCGAUUUCGCCCACCCCAUCCUUUUGUCCUGCUUAUAUUCUACCUCUCAGCAGUGAGAUUCGUUUUGGGGAACAUAGCCACACAUCAAUUCCUUUCCUUUAUCUUCUUUGGGUGUAUGCUGGAAGGGGGUUGGUUGGAUGGUGCUGUCAUGGUCUCUGGGGCACGGGAGGCAACGCCGCGUGACCCGUGAAUUAGAGAGCGACGAGGCCGCGGCGGCAGGAACGGAUCUUCGACAAAGUUAGGGAUGUGCGCGUGACUCGUGAGGUCGACACGCGCCACGUCUCGCAGUGACUGGCUUCACCGCGACCACAGCGCUUGUGGGGGAGGUGGGGGAGUGGAUGGAUGAGAUGCCUCCCGCGCUUUCUUUGCCAUCCGGGGUAGGCAGUUCGCUCUGCGACGCUGCAGUCGAGAUCGCUCACCGCAAACGAACUGCCGAAGAAGCUGAGCACCUCCUCUCGGGUCCCAUGGCAGCAUCUGGUUCUGAUUCGGUCGGUGUUGUUGAGCAAAUCGAGGCGGCAGCGCCGACGGCUGCUUUGGAGGAGGACGGGGGCGGGGAUGAUCCGAUUACGGAGAGUGACAUGGAGGACUCAACAUCCGUCGAGCCUGGAUUGUCGGUCGAAAGCUCUUGUUCUGUCGUUAGCGAUAGCAGCAGCAUAAGCUGCGCAAUGCACGAGUUCUCGGUUUCUGACUCUUCUUGUGAGAUGGGGACGCCUUCCUCUGUUGAUGCAGGAAACAGCCUUGUUGAGAUUGUGCCGGUGUCGGCUUCAGUGGAACUCCUAGCCGUAAGCAUGGUUGAUCCUGAUGCGACCAUAACACCUGUUGUUGAGUACGGAACCCCACAAAGCCGUUCAGGUGGUGGCGCCGGCCGCUCGCAGAGCAUGUUCUUGAUGGAAAGUAUGCCCCUUUGGGGAUGCAUAACGAUUUGUGGGCGAAGGCCGGAGAUGGAGGAUGCUGUGGUUGUGGUGCCUAAUUUUUUCGAAGUCCCACUUCGGUUGCUUACCGGUGAUCAGAUUGUGGAUGACUUAGACCCAGAUGUGAUCCGCCUGCCAUUGCACUUCUUUGGUGUAUAUGAUGGCCAUGGGGGUGCCCAGGUCGCUAACUACUGUCGUGAGCAUCUCCAUCUUGUGUUGAUAGACCAAUUGAGGAGUUUGGUUAAAGAUUCGGGAGGCACAAGUUGUAGCAAUUGGAAGAGGAAGUGGGAGAAGGUCUUCGUUGCUUGCUUCCAGAAAAUUGAUGAUGAGGUUGGAGGGAAAGGAAGCAGAGGAAAUAUGGGAAGCACAGCCGAAGCACCCAACGAAGGUAACCUGCCUUGUCCUAAUGUACCAUUAGAACCUGUUGCCCCAGACACUGUAGGAUCGACAGCUGUGGUUGCUGUUAUCUCCUCAUCGCACAUUAUCAUUGCAAACUGUGGGGAUUCAAGGGCAGUACUUUGCCGUGGCAAACAACCAAUGCCUCUAUCAGUGGAUCAUAAACCUAACAGGGAAGAUGAGUAUACAAGGAUCGAGGCUCAGGGUGGUAAGGUCAUACAGUGGAAUGGAUAUCGUGUAUUUGGUGUUCUUGCCAUGUCACGUUCAAUUGGGGAUCGGUACCUGAAGCCAUGGAUCAUUCCAGAGCCAGAAAUUACAUUUGUCCAACGUGCAAGAGAGGAUGAAUGUCUUAUUGUUGCUAGCGAUGGCUUGUGGGAUGUCAUGUCUAACGAAGAGGUGUGCGAUGUAGCCCGCAGGCGGAUCUUGCUCUGGCACAAAAAGAAUGGUCCUGUGCCACCAUCCACUCCAAGGGGUAAACAAGCUGAUCCUGCAGCUCAAGCUGCUGCAGACUGCCUGUCAAAGCUUGCUCUCAAGAAAGGAAGCAAGGACAACAUCACCAUCAUCGUGGUGGAUCUAAAAGCACAACGAAAGUUCAAAAACAAAUAGUCAUGGUGGUAAGUUGGACUUCCCCAUAGAACCAUGUACAUGAGAACUUGAGUUCUAGGUGGCUAUUUAGACUUAGACACAUGAGUUAGCCCAUCUCUUUAUUUCUGGGCUUAAAGGAAUGUACACUUACACAUACUAUAUACAACAUUGCCAUGUUCAUAUCUCUAAUGAAGGUGGUCAGAAUCUUGUAAUUUCAUUUUUCA
Messenger RNA from Musa acuminata subsp. malaccensis (wild Malaysian banana), 2299 nucleotides. RefSeq names its product probable protein phosphatase 2C 6. Gene Ontology annotation, biological process: peptidyl-threonine dephosphorylation. Gene Ontology annotation, molecular function: cation binding; protein serine/threonine phosphatase activity. The record is from RefSeq and is a predicted model, not a curated record. Lineage: Eukaryota; Viridiplantae; Streptophyta; Magnoliopsida; Zingiberales; Musaceae. Gene Ontology annotation, cellular component: nucleus.